Molecule: messenger RNA, 567 nt
Organism: Protopolystoma xenopodis
Lineage: Eukaryota; Metazoa; Platyhelminthes; Monogenea; Polystomatidea; Polystomatidae
Source: the annotation of a GenBank genome assembly
AUGAUUUCACCAUUUAAGUUUGGACCUUGGUUGUAUCCUUUUCGAAAUGGUGUUUCAUUUAUUAACAAUAUUUUUGCAUCUUGCAUAUUUUUCCCAUUGCAUCUAACUCAGAAGUUCGACUCAGACUCCUACAUUGCUACUUUGAUUGCAGCCAUCAGUUCGGGUUCCAGCGGUAUCUCUGCAUCUGCCUCUGAGCUUGAUCAAACCAGUCUUCCAAUCAACCAGCCACCUGGUCUGCUUCCAACCGAGAUCCGCCGGUUGGUGGAGUCAAGGCGUGAAGUGAAAAAGCUGAUAGCAUCGGCUACAGCUGCCAAUUCUGUCCAAACCGAGGCUGAUCUCACUCAGAUGGCCCAAUGGAACAUUCGUCAGGCCGCGCUUAAACUGACUGCAAACAGUGUCUACGGCUGUUUGGGCUUUUCCGCCUCGCGAUUCUACGCAUUGGGCCUCGCAGCCCUAGUUACCGGCCUCGGACGAUCGCUGUUGAUACACACUAAAGAGCUUGUCGAAGCCAUGAAUCUUGAGGUCAUUUUUCACAUGUUUCUUAGCUUCUUGUUGGUGUCCUUUUAA